UUAGCCCAGUUCAUUCAUUCAAGCGACCAUAGCACAACUAUGGCCCAAAACUCGACUCUCGCAACGGUUCAAGAAGCAGGAUUCGGUUCUUUCGUUUAUUUCUGUAGAGAUGUAACCUCCUAUCCUUUCUGUAAUCUAUUCUAUAAGCAGAAUCUAACGCAUUCGACGUAUAGCUCUCUAAAACAAACUUUACGCUCACACCUGCAACAAGAGCGCCAGUUGGUAUCAACCCGACCUGUGAGAAUCAAUAGAAGGCGUGCUGCUGUUGGGAGAAUUGAGAUCAGGUCCUUGUUCAUAUUAUACGCAAUAUCCCUUCUCUUUCAACUAGUGACAAGUGGUAGUGUACUGGAGCAGGGGAGCUUGCCUUUGGUGCUCCUGACUGGCAUUCAUGCUGGCAUUGUUGUCGCCUUGUUCUGGUGUCUGUUAGGAAACGGCAUUGUGGCUACACAGGUUUGUCCCGCGCCGCUGAUAAUUGAAUAA
Messenger RNA from Acaulospora colombiana, 480 nucleotides. Lineage: Eukaryota; Fungi; Glomeromycota; Glomeromycetes; Diversisporales; Acaulosporaceae. The record is from the annotation of a GenBank genome assembly.